AUGUCUUCAAUCACUGAAAAAAUGUACGAUUGUUUAAUGAUGAAGAAACGCCAAAAAUUGAACCAGUUAAUCAAAAAUUCAAUUACACAUAAAAAACCAAAAAGUAAAUUUAUACAGGAUUUUCUGGUUAAUAAGUCUGAUGUCCCAUUGAAUCAGAAUGAAAUAAACCUUCUUAACAACGGGCUAAAUUUUGCUUUGCCGCACAAAUCAUUGCCACUCAAAGAUCUUAUUGUUGAUGCUGAAAUUGCUAUUAAUAAAAUCGAAGCAGAUAAAUCAGAUGGUAUUCGGAAUGAUGUUCAACAAAUUCUAUCAAAUGUUAAACUUGAUACAAGCGUCAGCACCAAUAAAAUGUAUGAUGCGGUUCGUUCGUUAAACAGUAAAGAUAUUUUCAUUACUAAGGCGGACAAGGGCAAUUGCGUUGUGGUGUUAAAUAAAUGUGACUAUGAUUCCGGCAUGAAAAAGUUGAUAGAUGAAGGAAACUACCAACGUGUGAGAAACCCGUUAAAUAAGAUGAACAACGAGGUAAAGGCAGCAGUAGCAAAGCAUAGUGAAUUAUUUGGUCAUUAUUGGGCAAAACGCAUGCGAAAAUCAAACGUACGCGUUCCGUGCAUUUAUGGGUUGCCGAAAUUACACAAACCAGGAAAUCAAUAUCGCCCUAUAGUAGCAAAUUACGAUUCUCCGUGUGCAAACAUUGCUGCUUGGCUAUGCCAACGUUUUAAACAAAUGAGAAGCCAUGACAAUUUUUCGGUUAAAAAUUCUUUUGAAUUAAUUGAAAAAAUCAAACACAUAGAGUUGACUGAAAACGAACGCAUCGUAUCAUUCGACAUCAAAUCUUAUUUUUCGAACGUACCGAAGGCUGGAGCUCUUGCUGCGCUACGUGAGUGGUUAGAUAAACAACAAUUGAAUCAUAUGGAACGCAAUGCAUUAUACGAAUUAACUGAAGUAUGCAUAAAUCAAUCAUAUUUCCAGUUCAGAGAGGUUUAUUAUAAACAAAAAGACGGUUUAGCAAUGGGCCUAAGUUUAAGUCCAUUCCUUUGUAACUUAUUCAUGGUUCAGGUCGAAGAGCGUUUAAAAAAUCAUUCACUCUUCCCGAGGUUUUAUCACCGAUAUGUCGAUGAUUGCAUUGCAAUUGUAGCCGUGAAUAAUAUCAAUGACUCUCUUGAACUUUUCAAUUCGAUUUGCCCAGAAAUUCAGUUUACGUGUGAAGUCGAACAGAAUAAUCAAUUGCCGUUUUUAGACUUAUUAAUCCAACGAAAUAAGGAUGGUCAUAUUGAAUUUGAUAUUUAUCGGAAAAAAACAUCUACUGAUCGGUACAUUCCCAUCGAAUCAAACCAACAUCAAUCGCAUAAAUUAGCUGCAUUCAACUCUAUGAUCCAUCGUUUGAUAAAUGUACCACUUUCAUCAAAAAAAUUCAAUAUUGAGAAGCAAAAAAUCAUCCAAAUUGCUGAUAUCAACGGUGUUGCUAUUGAAACAAUAAAUAGUCUCAUCAAAAAAACAUUCUUGGAAAAAGACACGAAGAGAGUGCUCGGUGUUGAGUGA
Messenger RNA from Contarinia nasturtii (swede midge), 1539 nucleotides. RefSeq lists its product as uncharacterized. The record is from RefSeq and is a predicted model, not a curated record. NCBI's taxonomy places the organism in Eukaryota, Metazoa, Arthropoda, Insecta, Diptera, Cecidomyiidae. The transcript has a single exon. Bases 1 to 1539 code for a protein of 512 amino acids.